AUGACUCCUUCCGAUCGAAUGGAGCCAGAUGGCCGUCGGAGCCGCCUAGAAGAAGCUAUCACCAAUCCCGGUACUGUCAAAAUCAAUGUGACGGGCGCGUUCAUUGUCGACGAUGAACCUCGGGCCAGAAGUCCCGUUCAGACCGACGGUGUUCACUAUGAGAAUAAAGACAUUCGACUACCUCAUCACACUGGUGUGGUCAGUCAUGUUGCUGUCGAUAUCGGUGGAUCGUUGGCAAAGCUAGUCUACUAUACUAGAGAAUUGGACGCGGCCGACAAUGGUGGACGCUUGAAUUUCAUCAACUUUGAGACCCACCGGAUCGACAUCUGCAUCAAUUUUAUCCGACAAUUAAAGGAGGAACAUGAGAAGCGCAAUACCUCGGUCCGGGAUGAGCUAUGCGUGGUGGCUACUGGAGGGGGCGCUUUCAAGUUCUAUGACAAGUUGAAAGCGGCGCUGGACGUGAACAUUCUGCGAGAAGAAGAGAUGGAAUGUUUAAUCAUUGGUCUGGAUUUCUUUAUCACCGAGAUCCCCAACGAAGUAUUCACCUAUAAUGACUCGGACACGGAGCCGAUGCAGUUUGCCGAGGCCCGACCGGACGUUUACCCCUACCUCCUCGUCAAUAUCGGAUCCGGCGUUUCCAUGAUCAAGGUGUCUGGCCCAAGGCAGUUUGAACGAGUCGGGGGAACACACUUGGGUGGUGGCACAUUCUGGGGGAUUAUGUCUUUGCUUACGGGCGCUCGGACCUUCGACGACAUGCUGGCCAUGGCGGAUGUUGGGGAUAACAGCGGAGUGGACAUGCUGGUUGGGGAUAUUUAUGGUAUGGACUACAGCAAAAUUGGACUGAAGAGCACAGCAAUCGCCAGCACCUUUGGGAAGGUCUUCCGCUUGAAGAAUGCUGCCGAGCGGGGAGCCGAAGACGGCGAGGGCUUGAUCCGCGACGAUGAGGAACACACUAACGGCGGAGUCAAUUUCCGCCAUGAAGAUAUGAGCCGGAGCCUUCUUUAUGCUAUCAGUAACAACAUUGGCCAAAUUGCUUAUCUGCAAUCGGAAAAGCAUGGAGUCAAGCAUAUAUAUUUUGGAGGCUCCUUUAUCCGCGGGCACCGCCAGACGAUGAACACACUUUCCUACGCCAUUAAAUUCUGGUCCAAGGGUGAAAAGCAGGCAUAUUUCCUGCGGCAUGAGGGCUACCUGGGCGCUGUCGGCGCCUUCAUUCGCCGACAACCGCAAAAUUGGGGUCGCCGGAACAGCAUCGACGAUUUGGGAGCACCGCAGGCGGUCAAGAACGUCGUCAACAGCGUGUUGAAUCAACAAAAUGACGCCUGCUCAUAG
Messenger RNA from Penicillium pulvis, 1329 nucleotides. Its product is annotated as pantothenate kinase. NCBI's taxonomy places the organism in Eukaryota, Fungi, Ascomycota, Eurotiomycetes, Eurotiales, Aspergillaceae. Gene Ontology annotation, cellular component: cytosol; nucleus. Gene Ontology annotation, biological process: coenzyme A biosynthetic process. Bases 1 to 1329 code for a protein of 442 amino acids. The transcript has 4 exons. Gene Ontology annotation, molecular function: pantothenate kinase activity; ATP binding. The record is from RefSeq and is a predicted model, not a curated record.